Messenger RNA from Rana temporaria (common frog), 1327 nucleotides. RefSeq names its product antagonist of mitotic exit network 1 homolog (gene AMN1). Lineage: Eukaryota; Metazoa; Chordata; Amphibia; Anura; Ranidae. The coding region runs from base 302 to 1078 and encodes 258 amino acids. Gene Ontology annotation, molecular function: protein binding. The transcript is spliced from 7 exons. Gene Ontology annotation, cellular component: SCF ubiquitin ligase complex. Gene Ontology annotation, biological process: SCF-dependent proteasomal ubiquitin-dependent protein catabolic process. The record is from RefSeq and is a predicted model, not a curated record.
UACCGUUCAGUCAGCACACACACACACAUCAGGGAAGACUUGCAGUCUCAUACAUUGACAAGACUACAACAGUAAGGGACCGUCUGCAAACUAACGCUUCUCUUUGCCCAAUAAUAUUUCUACCCUCCGUAAGAAUACCCGAUUCUAUAGAAAGGAAAGGAAGAUCUAAUGACAAGCGGUCGGUAGUGUGGAGGGUGAGCACAGAAGAAGGAGUAACGGCGGGUGUAAGGCGCGGCAGUCGUGUGUGAAGUCUUUGCAGACGGUCUCUAAGUUUGUUGAUGCUGCUGGAUACAUUGUAACAAUGAGCUGCUGCCGGGUGGACCCCCUCCUAGACAGGUGUCUGAUUUGCCUUUCGAAGAACCUUGCUCGGUACGAAUCAGAGAUAGAGCCCCUCCCACCAAACUUAAAGGACAAACUGAUAAAGCUUCUGUGUGUCCAGGGGCUUCUCACAGAUGCCAACAUAAGGCGGGUGUUGCAUCCAUCAGUCAAAAAACUGGACCUCCGUGACUGCGAUGUUUCAGACGAUGCACUACGGGUGAUAUCGCUAUGCAAGCAGCUCAAGAAAAUCAAUUUAAACUCUUGCAAAGGGGAGGAGAGGACUUCAGUCACUUCAGAAGGUAUUGAAGCAGUUGCACAGUCUUGUCCAUACCUCCAUGAGAUCACACUGAAGAAAUGCCGUAAUAUAACCGAUGGUGGCAUCUUAACGCUCUCCCUGCAUUGUCCUCUGCUACAGAUCGUCAACCUUAGUGGCUGCACCCAGCUCUCUGAUGUUUCACUGCAGGCUCUGGGGCAGAAUUGCCCUCUUUUACACAGUGUGGACUUCUCUGUUACAGCAGUGACAGAUGAUGGAGUUAUAGCUCUUGCGGCUGGAAGAUGUUCACAAAAUUUAAAGGAAGUUCACAUGGAUCGUUGUGUCCAUCUUACUGAUGAUGCGGUGGAAGCCAUCUUGACGUGUUGUCCAAACAUUUACAUCCUGCUUUUCCACGGCUGUCCACAGAUUACAGAUCGCUCUAGGGAGGCAUUGGAACAGCUUGUGGGACCCAACAAAAUAAAGCAAGUCACAUGGACGGUUUACUAGAAACAUCACCCAAAGUGCUGUGAGCAAUGACAGGCCUUGUUAGCCUUCUCUUUCACCAAGGCUCAGUUGAGAAGAACUGACUGUGUAGAAUUAACAUGUGUAGUCAAUUACAUGGAAAUACGAUGGACUUUUAACACACAAGCACUUAUUCUAUUUGUCCUACCUACAAUUAUUUGCACUUUUGUUCUAAGAUUUUAACGUAUUUUGGAUUUCAAUAAACUUAUUUAGUAGCUAACACUAUGUAGAUAA